ACGGGAAUCAGGAACUGGUAACCAAGAAGUCUUGCUGGUAACGGCAUCUGCGCCAGUUUGGAUUCCCGAUUUUUUUAUUAUUUUGAUGAGGAAUUAGGCGAGAUUAGGCCGUUCGACCGAUCAAAUCGCAUGCCUGGGAUCGCCAAGAAGCGAAAUGACUGAUAUCUUCGCCAAACAUUCGUGCACCCACUGCCAGCAAGAUAUCGAAGGACUGAAAAUCAGGUGCGCUACCUGUCCGGACUUUGAUCUUUGUUUACAAUGCUUUGCGUGCGGGGCAGAAAUCGGCGGCCACAAAUUCAACCACCCGUAUCAGUUCAUGGACUCUGGUACGGUGAGCGUGUUCCAAGGCAAGGGCGGUUGGUCGGCCAAGGAGGAGAUGAGGCUGUUGGACGCCAUAGAGCAGUUUGGUUUUGGCAACUGGGAGGACAUCAGCAAGCACAUCGAAUCCAAGACCUCCGAAGAGGCCGAGGAGGAAUACGUGACGCACUUCUUGGACGGCAACAUCGGCAAGUUCACCUGGCCGAGCGCCCUGAACCUGAGACCCACCCUGAAAGAUGUGACCGAGCCCUGCGAAAGCAAAACCUAUCCCUUUGGUAGACCUCCUAUGGACGUCACCAAAGAGGAAGCCACCCUUUUGGGUUACAUGCCUCAGAGAGACGACUUUGAAAGGGAGUUUGACAAUGACGCUGAAACUUUGGUUUCAUCCCUUGCUGUGAAUGCUGAUGACGACGAGCUCGAAACAGCUCUGAAACUGACUCAAGUAGACAUGUACACAAGACGACUUCGAGAGAGAUCGAGGCGGAAAAGAAUAUCCAGGGAUUUUAGUUUAGUGACUGACUUCUUCAAUGCUGCCAAGAAGGAGAAACCCUUCCAGAAGAAAAAGAUUUCCAAACACGAAAAGGAGUGGAGGGAGUCGCUGAAAAUAUUCAUUCAGUUUCACACGAACCAAGAGUUCGAAACCAUGAUCUCAAAUCUGGUGAAGCAGGACGAGCUUCAGCUGCGGAUCCGCGAACUUAUCAAGUACCGAAAGAACGGAAUCACACGGAAGGAGGAGUGUUUGCACUUCGAGCAACAGACCACGCGGCGCCAGUUGUGGGGAAAGUCUAUUGAUAGCAGUCAUCCCAUCCACUCAGCUCUGUCAACUUCAUUAUCAAAAACCGAAGAAAAAAGAGGCGGAGGAAGCUCCUUAUCCAGCGCAAGAAGGGGCACACAGCCCUGCCAAAAAUCCGAAGAUAACUCGGACGAGGGUGCUUCGAAAGCGGACGAUUCAAACGUCCAGAAAUUGCUCUCGAAAACGGAAGCGGAACUCACUUUGAAACUGGGACUUCUGCCCGUCGAAUUCAUUUCCAUUAAGUCGAACAUUCUGCAAAAAAUUCGCGACCGCAACACCACUGAAACGUUCAACGCGUCGUGUGCCAUUGUACAGCACUUAACCUCAAAGAAUUUAAUCUCAACCUAAUCCGCGUGAAGAAGUCAUGAAAAGAGUUUUUAUUUGUAGUUAUAUAUUGCGUAAAAAUAUAAAUCACUUGUUUUGGUUUUGAAACUGA
Messenger RNA from Neocloeon triangulifer, 1547 nucleotides. It is a transcript of the gene Ada2b, whose product is annotated as transcriptional adapter 2B. The transcript has 11 exons. Lineage: Eukaryota; Metazoa; Arthropoda; Insecta; Ephemeroptera; Baetidae. The coding region runs from base 155 to 1459 and encodes 434 amino acids. Gene Ontology annotation, cellular component: nucleus; SAGA-type complex. The record is from RefSeq and is a predicted model, not a curated record. Gene Ontology annotation, biological process: regulation of transcription by RNA polymerase II; chromatin remodeling. Gene Ontology annotation, molecular function: chromatin binding; transcription coactivator activity; zinc ion binding.